AAACAAUUUCGUGCUGAAAAUUUGAAUUUCAAGAUAAAGUAACCUGAACGACUCGAAACAUGUUUCUUAUAGGUUUUCGACAAUGCUCUUUCCAGUGGCAUCAUUUUUAAAUAUUAAGAAAGUUUUCUGAAAGGUUUUCCAUAGACUGGAUGUCUAGAAAACUCCUUAGAAAACUUUUUCAAAACCCAGCUCUCAUGGCAUUAGAAAGAGGAUCAUGAAAAACCUAUAAGAAAAUGGUUCAUGAAAUUUUAGUUCACUCAUAAAGCUAAAGUCUCCCUGCUCUAGCAAAAAAUGCCCACUGUGCAGUGGGCAAGGAAUUCGCCCAUUACACGACAAGAUCGAUGCCAUUGUCAAACUGCCGAAACCGACCACGCCCAAACAAGUCCAUUCGUUCGUCCAAGCUGCUAAUUAUUACCGUGAUCACAUUCAAAAUUUUCGAAAAUAGCUGCUCCAUUGUAUCCGCACACAAAAAGAAUGCUGUUUGGAAAGCGUGGACCCAACAGAUGGACAAGGUAUACAAUGAACUCAAAAAUUGACUCACCUUACCACUGGUAUUUCUUAACUUUCCUGAUGAUUUUUCUUCAUUAAUAUUAUCAAUCGAUGCUUCUGGUGACGGCAUGGGGGGUGUUCUGCGAUAGAUAACUCCAGAUGGACUGAAGGUGAUCAAAUACGUUUCAAAAAAAAUUCAAUUUGGCUCAGAAGAGAUACUCAACGACGGAACGUGAAUGCUUGGCGAUAGUGUGGUGCAUUCAAAAAUUGAAGGAAUACGUUUGGGGACGACCCAUUGAGAUCGAAACUGACUAUUGCCCCUGUGUAGUUUCAAUAAGAAAAAAUUUCAAAAUUCACGCAUCGAACGAUGGCAAUUAGAGUUAUCCGAAUAUCAUUUUGACAAAAUAAGAUACAAACGUGGUCGAUAUAAUUGUAACGCAGAUUUGCUGUCUCGUUUCCCGUUUGACAAAGCCGAUACUGAUAAUGAUGCUCAUCCUUUACGUAUUCGAUUAUACACUCCAUCAACUAUCGAUUCAAUCAAUACAUUGCAAGUCAAUGCCAUCUCGCGAUCUACGACACGACAACUGCUGCAAAAUCGCUCAUCGCCUGCUUCAAGUUCAUCGACAUCCUUAUCUACCACUACUAUAACAAGAUCAAAAACGAAAAAGAACACAAUUAGGGGCUCACGUGUUGCUGCGGAUGUACUUGUUUCACACUCCAUGAUGACGACUACAUCAACAGCCGAUAAUCCUUCCCAAACAAUAGACUUUAGCAUUGAUCGGAUUCGAAACAAACAAAUAGAAACACCCCGAUCUCCGUUUGAUUUACCUGCUGAUAAAGCAGAAGAAACGCAUUUCAGGACAUAUAAAGAAAGACGUAUUACGAUGAGAGGAGAUCGAGAUAUUGUAAUGAAACGUUUUAGUGAAGAAUCAGGAAGAGUUGUUCCAUAUAACACAAAUCUACUCAUGUUAUUUAAAUGUAAUCAUGGUUUACAGACUAUAACUAGGCCUGAAGUGAACGAUGUUAACUGCAUCAUGUUCCCGAAGAGAAACCGGGUAAAAGAUAGUGAAAUUAGUGUCCGUUUCCUCAAAAGAAAUUUCUUAGAAGCGUGCGUACUUGAUCCCGAAAUCGCACGUAGUGAAAUCCGUAAACGGGGUGUUCAAUAUAUUCUCGACUCAGUUGUGCAGGCAUUAGUGGAAAACCCCGAUCGUCGAUAUAUCUAUGUUGAAAUGGCUUUUUUUUGGCGUUGGUGGAAUGAACAAUCGGACGACAUGCGCAAUACAGUGAAGCAACUCGUCAACGAGGGUCGUCUGGAAUUUAUCUCGGGCGGUUGGUCCAUGAAUGAUGAAGCUACAACACAUUACAAUUCGAUUAUUGAUCAACAUACCUUAGGUGCCCAAUUCUUGCGUGACACAUUUGGCGAGUGUGCUCGACCAAAAAUUGGCUGGCAAAUCGAUCCAUUCGGUCAUUCGCGAGAAGUUGCUUCACUCUUUGCACAGGCUCCCAUCUACGCAACCAAUCAUAUCAUCAUGACGAUGGGCGAUGAUUUUGAGGAUCAGAAUGCCAAUGAGAAAUUCAAAAAUUUGGACAAAUUAAUCCAUUAUGUUAACCUUGAGCAAGAGAAUGGUAGCAAUGUCAAUGUCUUUUAUUCAACACCGUCAUGCUAUUUAUAUGCCUUGAAUAAAGCCGAAAAAGAAUGGACAUCGAAAACCGAUGAUUUCUUUCCAUAUGCCAGUAUUCCAUUUGCAUACUGGACCGGCUAUUAUACUUCAAGACCAGCGUUAAAACGUUAUGAACGUUAUGCAAAUAAUAUUCUUCAAGUAACUCGUCAACUCAAUGGAUUUUCACAGAAGAAUCUACGAAAUACCAUUUUCGAUUUGAGUGAAGCAAUGGGACUUGCCCAACAUCAUGAUGCAGUUAGUGGAACAGAGAAGCAACAUGUAGCCAAUGAUUAUGCUCAACGACUGUCCGAUGGUAUCGACCGAGCAAUGGAAGUGAUCAAUGUUGCCUAUGCAAAACUGUUGCCUAAAGAAGGUCAAACAACGCCGAGUCCCGACCAAUUUCUCUGUCCGUACUCAAAUAUUAGUGCAUGUCUUCCGAUUGAAGGACAAGAUCAAUUCACAUUGACACUCUGGAAUCCAACCAUUCACUCGGUAACAAUUCAUCCUCGUGUGCCCGUCACUCGAGAAUAUUUAAUUCGUGAUCCAAUAGGAAAUCUUGUUCCAGCUGAGUAUCUUCCGAUUCCAGAUACAACGAAAAAUGUUCCUGGCCGAACGAGUUCUGCUCAGAAUCAGUAUCUAUUUCAAGCAUCAUUGCUAGCGCUCAGUUACAGUACCUAUUAUUUCGAAGCGAGAGCUGAUGCGAAGAAAAUCGAGCAUGAGAAGGUGACAACGACGACAAAUCAAGCAUGCCAUCUACGUGUGGAAUUUGAUGAUCGAGGUGAUUUGAAACAUAUUAUCAAUUUGGACAAGGAUUUGAUAGUAUCGUUUACUGAACAAGGCUUCUACUGGUAUGCCAGUUAUACCGGUAGUCAUACUACUCCAGAAUUACCAGCAUCAGGUGCUUACAUCUUUCGACCAUUGUUUUCGGAGGCACUACCUGUGAGUUUUGCACGUAGCAUAAAUUGUACGAAAACAGACACCGUACAAAAAGCGUCGAUUGUUUUCAACGAAUGGGUUAGUCAAGAGAUCAGUCUCUACCGUGGAACAUCAGCGAUUGAACUCGAAUGGACCGUUGGACCGAUUCCAAUAGAUGAUAACGUGGGCAAAGAGAUUAUUAUUCGUUAUAAUACCAAUAUUGAUAGUGCAGCGAAAUACUAUACUGAUGCUAAUGGACGUGAAGUUCUCGAACGUAUUCGUGAUCAUCGACCAACAUGGCAUUUUUUUGUUGAUGAACCAAUUAGUAGCAAUUAUUAUCCAAUUAACAGUCGCAUUUGGAUUCAAGAUCGCGAUCGUCAGUUGACUAUUCUUACCGAUCGAUCAGAAGGUGGUGGAAGUAUGUACGAUGGUUCGAUCGAAAUUAUGGUUCAUCGUCGAAUACUCCACGACGAUUCAUUGGGCGUUGGUGAAGCUUUAAAUGAGACUGCUUAUGGCAAAGGUCUUGUUGUUUCAGGCAAACAUAUUCUUCUUGUUGACCGACCAUCAGAUAGUGCUCGACUACAUCGAAUCGGUGCUCAACAAUUGUUUAUGCAUCCUCUGGCGACCUAUUCCUUGCCGAAUACAUCAUCUUAUGCGAACUAUUCGGAUAUGUAUCGUCAAAGUUGGUCGGCUCUGUCGGAUGCGAUGCCACUGAAUGUACACUUGCUGACAUUCGAUCAAUUAGGUCCUAAACAAUAUCUUGUGCGUGUUGAACAUUAUUUUGAAUUGAAUGAAGAUGAAAUCUACUCACAACCGGUGACGAUCGAUCUCCAAACAUUGUUCAAUAGUAUUGGUACCAUUGCUGAGAUGAUUGAAUUAAUACUGAGUGCCAAUUUACCACUGUCCGAAUUGCAUCGACUCGACUGGAUGACAAAAGGUCAAAACUCGUCACAUGUCGAUAUGUUUCGUAAGUUGAAUUUCAUUGAAAAGUGUCUCGAACGAUAUUGUCUAUAUCUCAAUUACUUUUAA
Didymodactylos carnosus is the source of this 4094-nucleotide messenger RNA. NCBI's taxonomy places the organism in Eukaryota, Metazoa, Rotifera, Eurotatoria, Philodinida, Philodinidae. The record is from the annotation of a GenBank genome assembly.